AAGGAAACCUAUAAACAAACGCCAGUUUUUAUGCUUUUUAAAAAAAAAAAUGAAAUUCAAUAAAGGCAAGCAUGCCCAUCCUCCAACGGAACCAGAAGACAACGUUCCGUAGAAUCACUUCCCGCCAUAAACCAACCACCAUUUGAAAGCAUAUAAGCGAACAAAAGAAGAGAAAGAAAACAUACUUGAGAAUGGCUCAACUUGCAUUGCUACUGCUUUUAUUAGCAAGCCUGAGCAUUGCCAGUAGCUCCUUCACCAAAUCCUGCCACCCGAGUGGCUAUCUCUGGCGAAAGGCCGGUGGCGGAUGCCUCGCCUCAGAUCCCGACUGCUGCCAGCCGGAGAAGAAGUAUCCUAAGUACCUCUGUUCUCCUCCGGUCACCAACAGUACUCCAGCCACCAUGACCUUGGCCCAUUUCUCCACAGCAGAAGACUACCCGACGAGCUGCGACAGUCGUUCUCAUUCAGAUUCUGAGCUCAUCGUUGCCCUGUCAACUGGAUGGUACAACGGAGGAUCACGGUGCCUCAAGAGUAUCAACAUCCAUGGAAAUGGUAGGUCUGUUUUGGCGAAAGUUGUUGAUGAGUGUGACUCUAUGAAUGGAUGUGAUGCAGAUCAUGAUUAUGAAAAACCCUGUGCAAACAAUGUCGUCGAUGCCUCUAGAGCUGUUUGGAAAGCAUUGGGCAUAACCAAGUCUCAGAUGGCAGCUGGUGCUCACAAAAUAAUAUGGUCUGAUGUGUAAUUCCUGCAAAAUGACAUUUGUAGCAUAUGUUGAUAUUUCGUACUUAAUUUGAACUUGUGUGUCCGUGUAUUACUGUUAUGAACAAGAAAAAAACUACUCCGGGAAAACAUUCAAAUCAUAUAAAAGA
Molecule: messenger RNA, 864 nt
Organism: Dioscorea cayenensis subsp. rotundata (Guinea yam)
Lineage: Eukaryota; Viridiplantae; Streptophyta; Magnoliopsida; Dioscoreales; Dioscoreaceae
Product: putative ripening-related protein 1
Exons: 1
Coding region: 192-737 (181 amino acids)
Source: RefSeq, a predicted model, not a curated record